Molecule: messenger RNA, 974 nt
Organism: Schistocerca serialis cubense
Lineage: Eukaryota; Metazoa; Arthropoda; Insecta; Orthoptera; Acrididae
Product: zinc finger HIT domain-containing protein 3
Exons: 3
Coding region: 88-492 (134 amino acids)
Biological process (GO): box C/D snoRNP assembly; maturation of LSU-rRNA from tricistronic rRNA transcript (SSU-rRNA, 5.8S rRNA, LSU-rRNA); snoRNA localization
Cellular component (GO): nucleus; pre-snoRNP complex
Molecular function (GO): protein binding
Source: RefSeq, a predicted model, not a curated record
AACAAGCACACCAACAUUACACUUACUGAAGUAAGUGUUUGUAUAUAGCUGUCGCCAGAACCGUGUGUGAAGUGCAAGGACUGGAAGAUGACAAUUGUUUGCAAUGUAUGCGAGCUUGGAAAGUCGAAGUAUAAAUGUCCGGAAUGUCUGAUUUCUUAUUGUUCUCUUGACUGCUGGAAGACUCACAAAUCUUCAACAACAUGUAAGCCUGUAGUAUACAGACAGGUACAGCGUCGUCUUAAUUUGGUAAGUGCAGCAGAAGAAAAUGCUGAAUCCACGUCAGAAGAUGCUGUUGCCAAGGAGAAGCUACAAGCAUUAGCGGAAUCGGAUGAACUCAAAGAUGUUCUGAAAAACCAUGAAUUAAGAGAGAUGUUAAUAGCAAUUGAUAAGUCUAAAUUUCCUUCACAAGCAAUACAGGCAGCAAUGAUGGAACCUAUGUUUGUGGAAUUUGCUGACAUUUGCCUGAAAAUUGUUGAGCCACCAGCAGAAUGAAAAGCCUAUUUGUAUACUCGGAAUGCUUUUUUUCCAUGUAACAUUUGUGUGUGCUGCAUUAAGUUCUUUAUGUGAAAAUAUUGUUGUGUAUGUGAAAAAUUAUUUAUUUAAGAUUGUUGUGAUGUAAUUAUCUUGCUGCAAACAUCAUUUUAUAAAUUUGUUAUACAUUAAAAAUGCUUCGUUUUAGUAGCAGAACAAAUGUAUUGACUGUGGCAUAAUAUUUAUGUUGCUGUUGCUUAAAUUUCUAAUGAAUAAACACAUUUUCUAGCUAAUAGUAUCGAGAAUGCAAAAUAAGACGACAAGAACUUACUUGUUGUUUCUGGUGCAAAUAAGCCAGUCUGUAGUCAUAGGGCACCAUACAUGUGACCACUGUCCCACUCCAAAUAAUUUUUGUUAUCCAUAUAUGUAUGUGGAAAAAUAUAUAAAUCUAGGUAGGCAUAGUUUCAUUUCUGUAACUAAAAAAUGUAAAAUUAGAAAAAGUU